Molecule: messenger RNA, 510 nt
Organism: Penicillium verhagenii
Lineage: Eukaryota; Fungi; Ascomycota; Eurotiomycetes; Eurotiales; Aspergillaceae
Exons: 2
Coding region: 1-510 (169 amino acids)
Source: RefSeq, a predicted model, not a curated record
AUGAAGAUUAAACAUGUUACGUACGGGGAUAAAUUCUGGAAGAACCGGAAAGCCUGGACACCACAGUACAAGCCCGACUACAGCUCCGCACCUCCCGGGUUUGACCCGACGCGACCAGGAACAGGUUCGCCUGACACUUCCGCAUGGCCUGUCUUUGACGGGCACACACGUGGAAAUUCCGGCUCAUGGCCACCACCUGCAGGAGUGGUUCUAGGCAGCAGUUUGGUGUACGACGCGAUCAAACGGAUGCCAGCAAAGAUGCGCGGACAUUGCUAUCCAAUUAACUUUGCGAGCAACGGUACGAUUCGACCGACGUGUCCACCAUUCGGGCCUAUGCCGAUUAUCAACUCUAACUGUCUGAUCUUUGUGGUCGUAUACCAACAAUACUACUGUUUCGUUCCCGAAUCAGUUGUCCGAUCUGUUGGUUACCUCUUGGCAGGUCUUCUUGUGGUUCAUACGGUCAGCUUGAGCCUUCUUCAACGAACAUUUCUCUCUCCUUGCCGGACGUGA